Lodderomyces orthopsilosis Co 90-125 is the source of this 1389-nucleotide messenger RNA. RefSeq names its product GDP-Man:Man(1)GlcNAc(2)-PP-dolichol alpha-1,3-mannosyltransferase (gene ALG2). Bases 1 to 1389 code for a protein of 462 amino acids. Gene Ontology annotation, molecular function: alpha-1,3-mannosyltransferase activity; GDP-Man:Man(1)GlcNAc(2)-PP-Dol alpha-1,3-mannosyltransferase activity. The record is from RefSeq and is a predicted model, not a curated record. Lineage: Eukaryota; Fungi; Ascomycota; Pichiomycetes; Serinales; Debaryomycetaceae. The transcript has a single exon.
AUGUCAUCAAGGAAGCCAGGAGGUAUUGCAUUCAUACACCCAGAUUUGGGUAUUGGUGGUGCCGAAAGACUAGUUGUUGAUGUAGCCAUGGGUUUACAAAAUUUGGGCAAUCAAGUAGUUAUUUAUACAUCACAUUGCGAUCUCAAUCAUUGUUUCGAUGAAGUGAGCUCAGGUCAGUUGAAGGCGAUUGUACAUGGUGAUUUCCUACCCACGCUGUUUUACAAGAGGUUUCACAUACUAUUCGCAAUAUUACGACAAUUGUACUUGGUGCUUGUGUUGAUCAUCUCCGGAGACAUUAAAAACUAUGACUUUUUCAUAGUUGAUCAAUUGUCCUUUUGCAUCCCACUUUUGAAUUUAUUCAGUCUUGCAUCUACAAGAGUCCUAUUUUAUUGUCAUUUUCCCGACCAGUUAUUAACAAAAAGAGCCAGCUUGUUGAAGAGCCUAUACCGAGUGCCAUUUGAUUUCAUUGAAGAAUGGACUACAGGGUGCAGCGAUCAAAUUGUCGUCAAUUCAAACUUCACAAAGGGGAUUUUCCACAGCACCUUUAAGAAUUUACGCGAUAUUGACCCCGGUGUCAUUUAUCCUUGCAUCGAUAGCAACAUCGAGGAGACGGAAGAGACUCAUAAAUCAGAUGAAGAAGUUGUCAAUUUCUUCAAAAACUCGAAAUACUUUUUAUCUAUUAAUAGAUUCGAAAGGUCAAAAAAUAUAGAACUUGCCAUUAGAGCAUUUGCAAAACUGAAACGAAUUCUUCCGGGAAAGCCAAGAUUGGUCAUCGCAGGUGGGUAUGACGCUAGAGUGGUUGAAAACGUGGAGUAUUUGAAAGAGUUGACCAAACUUUGCGAUGAUUUAAAAUUGACAAAUUUUACCAUACGAGGUAAACUUUUAGUCAUGCCACCAUCAACCGAAGUUUUGUUUCUACCAAGUGUUAAAACAUCCUUAAAAACAUCGCUCUUGAAGCAUACUGAACUACUAUUGUACACCCCAGGAAGAGAGCAUUUUGGUAUUGUUCCGGUUGAAAGUAUGCUUUACCAAACACCGGUCUUGGCAAUAAAUUAUGGAGGACCUUUGGAAACAGUUGUGAAUUACAAUGGUACCAACCUUGAUGAGGCAACAGGCUUUACCGUUCCAGGCGACCAUGAACAAUGGGCAAAAACUAUUACCAAAUAUUUUAAUGAGACCGGUGAUGAAGUUAAAAAGCAAUUGGGAAAAAAUGGAUAUCAUCGAGCCAUUGAGAAGUUUUCCCGUAAUGAAACGAGCUAUGAAUUUGUUAAAAAUUUGGAGUAUUCAGCAAGAAGUAAGAAGAGAGUCAUAAUCCCUCAUUGGGUACUUUCAUUGGCUCCUGUUGCUAUUCUAGUCUUUGCAUAUAUUGUUUUCAAGUCUAUUCAAUAG